This is a messenger RNA of Protobothrops mucrosquamatus (brown spotted pit viper), 2906 nucleotides long. It is a transcript of the gene FBRSL1, whose product is annotated as fibrosin like 1. The record is from RefSeq and is a predicted model, not a curated record. The annotation marks the transcript as partial. The transcript has 13 exons. NCBI's taxonomy places the organism in Eukaryota, Metazoa, Chordata, Lepidosauria, Squamata, Viperidae.
GUCCCACCUCGAAUGACAAGGCCGAAACAAAAGCAGGAAACAUCCCUAAAGUGUCUGGGCUAGAACGCAGCCAGGAACUGAACACAGACGUGCCCUUUGUUCUACCCCUCUCCAGCCCACCACCUGCCACAACAGUUGUGACGUCCAGCUCUUCUGUACCCACCUCAAGCACUCGGCCUAGCCCACUGUUGAAAAAGGAGCCGUUGAUCCCUGCACCAGCACCUCCGAGGCUCACCCCUCAGCCACAGCCUCGGCCACAGUCGCAACCUCAGCCUCGGCCACAGUCACAACCUCAGUUGUUGCCUGAGCUUCGGACACAGUUGCCGAGUCAUAUCCCCCCUCCUCUCGGUUACCAGGUUCAUCACCAAGUGGCCCACAACGGACUCAAUAAUAUCAGCAGAAGCAGCAGCGCCAGCAGUGCCACAAGCAUUAGCCUCCCCAAGCACCUGUCUCUCUCCCCGCAGAUCCCGCCCCACCACUCCUCCGGCCCCGUGGUGCCUCUUUCCAUCUCCAACCUUGCCGCUUCACACUUCCCUCUCCGAUCACAAUCCCAACAUCAGCACCAUCCGGCCAUGUUCGCCCCCCCUCCCACGCUGCCGCCCCCACCUCCAGCCUUGCCCACCAACAGCCUUGUGAUCCCAGGUCACCCUGCAGAUACCAGCCUGUUGAUAUCAUUCAACCAACCAAUCAUGUAUUGCCAGCCUCAUUCGGGGAUUCUGAUUGGUACAUUGUCACAGGCAUCUCUCUUACCUCCACCAAUGAGUUCUCACGUAGAAAACCAUCACAGCAUGACGUGCAGAAAUAGGGAAUGCCAGUUCGACAAGUACGCUCCCAAGCUGGACAACCCUUACUUCCGCCAUUCCAACUUCUUUCCAAGUUACCCCCCAAAUGUGCCAGGAAUGCCUUCCAUGCUCCCCCACCCAGGCCCUUUCGGAUCCCUCCAAGGAGCUUUUCAACCCAAGACUUCGAAUCCCAUUGAUGUGGCCAGCAGGCCUAGCACAGUGCACCACACGCUCCUGCAGAAGACACCUGGGGUGUCCGACGCCUAUCGGGCUCCUGUACGAGUAAGUAAGAAGCCUGGAAAAUGGUGUGCAGUCCACGUGCAGAUUGCUUGGCAGAUCUACCAUCACCAACAGAAGAUCAAGCAGAUGCAGCUGGAUCCCCACAAACUCGAAAUCGGCGGAAAACUUGACCUCUUCAGUAGACCGCCGGCUCCCGGAGUCUUUCCUGGUUUCCAUUAUUCUCAAGAUCUUGCCCGACCCCUUUUCUCCAGCACAGGGUCUGCUCAUCCAAACUCCACUCCAUUCGGAACCUCGCCUCAUCAUAGCAGCUUCCUGCCCACCAGCCAUUUGGCAGAUCCGUUUAGCAGGUCAAGCACCUUCAGCGGCCUUGGAAACUUAAGCAGCAAUGCCUUUGGCGGAUUAGGCAGUCAUACUUUGAGUCACAGCAGCCUCUUUGCUCACAAAGAUGGACCGGCGGUCCAGGGCUUCAGCAGCCCCCACGAGCCCUGGAACCGGCUGCACCGGACGCCGCCCUCUUUUCCCACGCCGCCUCAGUGGCCCAAGCCGGGCGACUCCGAGCGGAGUUCCUCCGUGACGAAUCAUGACAGGGACCGAGACAUUGAAAAGAGGGAUCUUUCCUCAAGUAAAGAAGAGAGAGAGAAGGAGAGGGAUCUUCUGGAUAAAAGUAGGCACUCGAACCGAUCCUCGCCCGCUUCCGCGCCCAUGACUCACCAGAUCAGCAACCUCAUCCGUAGCAACAGCCAGGCUGCCAGCGAUUCUUCCCGGCCAGUUGCCCUCCUCGACCGAGACAGAUCGAAAGAUCUGGAGAGAGAGAUUCCUGACCGGCUCAGAGAUCCUCCUCCGGUGGCAGACCAGAAGAUCAAAGAAAGCCGCUCCCCCGUGAAGGAACCUCCAAGCCAUGAAAAGAGAUCCCUGGAGGACAACACCAAGCCGGUAAUCCAGUCGGUCUCUCCGUACAGCAAACCUGCCUUGAGCGAAAGCUUGAAACUCAGCAACCUGAUGAACAAGGACGUGGAGAGGAAGCCGGAGCUUCUGACGGACCUCCAGAAGAUCAAGAACGACAUCAAAGUCAAAGAAGAGCGUAAAGAGGAAGGCGACGUCUUGGUUGUGAGUUCAGAAUCUUCACAGCAUCCGAGAGGCACCGAGCACCCGCCGCCCCCUUCUUUGCACGGGUUACCCCUGCCCCACACCAUGGCCGCCGCCAUGCCCAUCUCCAUGAGCAGCGUCCAUCAGAUGAACACCAUGAACGUUCUGGAACGUAGCCGGAUGAUGACCCCGCUCAUGAGCAUGAACUCGCUCACGGGACGGGAGAGGCUACCCCACCCAGGGUUCUCCUGGGACCCCAUGAGGGACCCCUUGCGCGACGCCUACCGGAGCUUAGACCUCCACCGCCGGAUGGACUUCCAGCUCCGAGCCGAUCCCAUCCAUAGGUUUCCCACCACCUCGGGCUUUUACGAUCACGAGCGCUCCUACCGAGACCGCGAGCCCCACGACUACAACCACGAGAACCUUCUGGAAGCCCGCCGGGAACAGGAGCGGCUCCGGCAAGCGGAAGAGAGGGAGAGGUUGCACUUACGGGAAGAACUUGAGCGUGCCAGAAUGCACCACUUGCACACGUCCCCCAUCGAAAGCCACCUGGCCCACAUGCCUUCCUUCAUGUCUCACCUCAGCGGCAUGCAUUACCCCAGACUCAGCCCUUCGGCCGCCAUGCACAACGGGAUUUUGAACAGGAACCCGCCCACCGCCGCGCUCAGCGCCCCACCCCCGUUGGUCCCAGCUAGUAAUACGAGACCCUCCUCCCCCCGUCGGACUACGCCACUCACGAACCCGGAUUCCCGGGAUUAUUCCCCUUCUAAAAAUCCCAAAGAAGUCGAAGCACGAUAA